Messenger RNA from Dryobates pubescens (Downy woodpecker), 1609 nucleotides. It is a transcript of the gene CGAS, whose product is annotated as cyclic GMP-AMP synthase. The transcript is spliced from 5 exons. Gene Ontology annotation, molecular function: double-stranded DNA binding; chromatin binding; 2',3'-cyclic GMP-AMP synthase activity. NCBI's taxonomy places the organism in Eukaryota, Metazoa, Chordata, Aves, Piciformes, Picidae. The coding region runs from base 126 to 1595 and encodes 489 amino acids. Gene Ontology annotation, biological process: cellular response to exogenous dsRNA; DNA damage response; positive regulation of type I interferon production. The record is from RefSeq and is a predicted model, not a curated record. Gene Ontology annotation, cellular component: nucleus; cytosol; site of double-strand break.
CGGAGGCCGUUUCGGUUCCUCGACGGGGACGCGCUGCCUGGAAGGGGAACUCGUCUGAAGGGAGAGGCGGGAAAUCUCCCCCGCUGGUGCCGCGUUCGCCGCCCUGCGGAGACGGAGCGGAAGCAAUGGACGGUGCCGGCGGCAGAGGGGAGCGUGGCGGGCGCAGGGCACGGCCCGCAGCCCCGCGGGGACGGGGGGCAGCGAGGGCCGUAGCCCGCAGCCCCUCACCGGGCUGUAGGAGCCCGGGCGGCGCCGCGACCCCCCAGCCAGGGAGGAAAGGAGCCGCUGCCCGGCGCGGCCGCCCGGCGCGGCCAGCUUCCACCGUCAGGAGCCCGCCGGCGGGCCCGGCAGCGAACGGCGGGAGGUUGCCUCCAGCCCCUCGGGGCAGGGCACCACCCACCAGAGCCCCGGCGGCGCAGAGGCGAGCGGCGGUACCCGACGGGGCGGCGGCUGCCGCCGUGGCCGUUCCCCGCUCUCCGUCGGCAGCGGGAGCCCUACGCCUCCGGGAGGUGCUGGCGCGGCUCACCCUAGACCGCCAGGACGUGUCCGAGGCGUCGCGGCUGGUGAACCGCGUCACCUUAAAGCUGACCGAGGCCAUCCGCAGCCACGGCGGCCCCUUCAGCUCCAUGGAGCAACUGGGCGCCGGCAGCUACUACGAGCACGUCAAGAUAUCUGAACCAAACGAGUUUGACAUCAUGCUGGUGAUACCCAUAGAGAGGCUUCAGCUGGAGCCAAGCGAUGACACUGGAGCCUUUUACUACCUGAAGUUCAAAAGGAACCCAAAGGAAAAGGGUUUGACCAAGUUUGUAGAUGAAGAUGAAACGUUAUCUGCCUCCAAAAUGCUCGAUGCACUGAGAGAAAUUAUUAAACAAGCAGUGAAAAGCAUCCCAGAUGUGGCUGUAACUGUGAAAAGGAAGAAGCCUGGCAGCCCUGCCAUAACUCUUCUGAUCAGCAAUCCGAGCACAGAGCCUCCCUCAGUGAUCUCAGUGGACAUCAUCUUGACUUUGAAAGUCAAUCAGAGCUGGCCCUCCAGCACCGAGGACGGCCUCCGGAUCGAGCAGUGGCUGGGCAGGAAAGUCAGGAGACACUACAGGCUCCAACCACUCUAUUUAGUAGCCAAGCAAAACAGAAGGGAGAAGGUUCAAAGAGGCAACUGCUGGCGCCUCUCCUUCUCCCACGUCGAGAAGGCCACGAUGAACAACCAUGGCAACACCAAGACCUGCUGUGAGUCUGAUGGAGUGAAGUGCUGCAGGAAAGCUUCUCUGAAGCUUCUGAAGUUCCUGCUGGAGAAACUUAAGCUGAAGUAUCCAGAAAGGCUGGAGAAAAUCUCUUCCUAUUAUGUCAAAACCUCUUUCUUCCACUCCUGUGCCAGGUGGCCAAAUGACACAGACUGGCCUGUGGCAGGCCUGGAGCACUGCUUUCAGAGGUCCCUGCUAGAUUUUCUGGAUGGCUUGCAGAGGUCUUACCUGCCACACUUCUUUGUUCCCCAGUACAACCUGCUGGGCCCAGAGGAUAAGGCCAGCAGCGAGUUCCUCUCCAGACAAAUACUGCUGGAAUGGAACAAUCUCUUCCCAGUCCUGCAGGAGAGGUCCUAGGAUCACAGCUCCCA